This is a messenger RNA of Colletotrichum higginsianum IMI 349063, 1200 nucleotides long. RefSeq lists its product as uncharacterized. The coding region runs from base 1 to 1200 and encodes 399 amino acids. The record is from RefSeq and is a predicted model, not a curated record. The transcript is spliced from 2 exons. Lineage: Eukaryota; Fungi; Ascomycota; Sordariomycetes; Glomerellales; Glomerellaceae.
AUGAACGCGCCCGACGACGACGACGACGACAGGUCCAGCGGCGGCCCAAAGUACAUUUUCGAGCGGCACGAGGAGAAGAAGAUUAGGCGUCGGCUGAUCAUGAGCGCCUUCUUCUUUGACUUCUUCGCCGUGGCGGUCAUCAUCGCCCUUUGCGUCGGCGGCUGGACGAGGAGCAACGAGGGCUGGGCGACCACCACCAUGAGCGAAGAUUCGCACCUCGUCACGUGGUCGGCAGCAUACCGUCGCAGCGAUACGGGGCUCCAAAGCACCUUCGUCGUGAGCUGGUUUCUUAGCAGCACCUGCUACAGCGAGCACAACAAUAACAACGACUUCGCACAGGGCGGCUGCAUCCACCGGAAGCCUGGCAGCCCCUUCAACCUCGGCAACAUUAUGAACGAAAUCGAAAUCAAACUGGUCGAGACGGCCGGUGCGUAUUAUGGCGCGGGCGUGGAAGGCAUGUUUGAGGGCCUGGAAGACGUCGACUUGUCUUCCGCCGCCACGAUAACCUCGUCGCGCGACGCGGUCGCCUCCUACGUCGUCUUCUUGGUUCUGUCUCUUGGGGCGUGGAUGUGGCACGGCUUCGUCAAGAGGAAUUCGAUCGUAAUCAAGCUCAACACCUGGCGCGUCAUGGCAUGUACGCAAGCUCUCGCGGCGAUUGCGCUGCUGGUCGCCUCGGCCUUGACGACAGCAUCCGCCUUGAAGGCGAAUGCCGUGCUCGGGAAGUACGAGAGCGUUUUCGAAUACCACUCGGCAGGCACUUCUUUCAAGGCCAUGACAUGGUGUGCGUUCGGUAGUCACCUGUUCAGCUUGCUGGCGUAUUUCGGUUCUAUCUUCAUGUGGCAGCGACUGCAGCGGCCGGAGCUCUAUCCUCCAGAGCCGGAGCCGGAGCCGGGCGCAGUGCCAGUGGCGGUCGCAGGGUUGGGAGAAAACAGACGAAACCGACGAGACGCGCCCGUUCACAGGGAGCAUGAUCCGAACAGCGUCGACGACGAACUGCCGCCCUACUCGAGGGUUGACCCGAUCGGAAUGAACAUGAGUGGGAGAAGGAGCCCGAGGGGGUCCGGGGCAUCACCAGGGUCCGACGAAGACAUUGAGCUGGGACCGAUGGGAGGCCACGGGGACAUGCAUGGCGUUGAUAUGACUGUGCCGGCACCAGACUACGAGCUACACGCGAGGCCGUCGGAUCGCACCGGUGCUUGA